UCCGGCACUUCCAUUGCAAUUGCCCUGUACCUAAGGCAAACCGUAGACGAUUGCCCACCUAAGGCUGGUAGGUACUAUGCCUGCCUUCGGUAGCCUGCAUAUCUCCAGGCCACCUUGCCAUCCCAACUUACACCCAGUCUUUCUAAGCCGCUGUAGAGGUGACGCCCAUCAUCUGACCCACCAACACACCUCAACUAUCCGUAUACAUCAUCGCCAGCUUCUGCAGCUUCUAAGCCAACCAUAGCCGCCUAGGCGCAAGAUCGUAUUUUUCUACGCAACAUACAGCUUUUGAUAUCUGCCCCCUCUGCAAACGCUCCAACCAAACUCUGCUUCCCCUGUCGUACAAACCCGACGCAAUGGCAAGACCAAUGAAUAAUCGACCACCGUCCUCACCCGCGACCAAUCCCUUCAGCGCAUUCGAGCUCUCCAUAGCAACCCAGUUGGAAAUCGGCCUACUCGUUCUUCCCCUCGCUCUUGCCGCCGCCAUCGUCCACGCUAGUGUCGUCAUCGUCUUGUUGAAUUUGUGGGCCGCCGUCAAACGACGACGCCGCGGCGGCUAUGCCGGUGGCAUGGUACCGCCGGCUUUCUGGAAUACGAACGAGAGGACGCCGACGGAUAAAGAAGAGGGGUUGUGUGAGCAGGGCCGGCCUUUACUUGGGGUUCAUCUUGGGAUCGGUAUGGGCUAUACUCAUGAAGACGAUGCUGAUGAUGCUGCGAAAGAGAAAGGAAUGCGGGUUCUUGGGAGGGUGAAGAUGAUGAGCCAAGGUGUUACCUCGGCUGUGCGGGUCGUGAUGACGGGGCUCAGGAGGCGGGUGUUUGCGAGGUGGUCUGCCACGUCGAAAGCGGAAGACAAUGACGUGGAGUUUGGGCUUGGCGGGGGAGACAACGGUGCUGGUGACGGCAUGAUCGGCUGGGGGUAUAGGAACAGGCGGGAAGCGUGGGAUUCAGCGAGGGGGGCCGCCGGCGUCGUGGGUUGGCUUGACCGGUAUUCCGGACCUGGGUCCGGGGCCAGUAAGUGUCUGAUGCGGAGAAGAGGGUCGUUACGGAAGUCCGCGGGGAUGGAGUGUCCAGUGUGAUGGGCUCGCAAGGUGGAGGGUUGUGUGUCCGGAGUCGGAUGUUGGUGUGAGGCGCCGGUUGAUAUACCACCGCUACCAGUAGUCUUGGGUUGAAUCGAUUCUGCUUUUUUAAGGUACCGGAAAGUCGACAGAAACAUACCAUAAGCUCUGAGCAAAACAAAGGAAACAUCGCA
Molecule: messenger RNA, 1249 nt
Organism: Chaetomium strumarium
Lineage: Eukaryota; Fungi; Ascomycota; Sordariomycetes; Sordariales; Chaetomiaceae
Exons: 1
Coding region: 357-1076 (239 amino acids)
Source: RefSeq, a predicted model, not a curated record